GUUAGAUGGCUAGCAACACUUGGCCCCUGACGGAUCGCAUGGCCAUGAGCACUAGCCUAGAUCCCGAGUCCGGUGACACGGCGCAUUACGAGGCACCGGACCGUGCCAUGAGGCUGUGAUGGACUUAUCUCGAGUCUCGACUGUCUCCAGCCAAGGUGGGGAAUUGGCCCCCACUCCUCUUGCCCGACCGAGUACCUGAAGAUGUCCGAUAACGAUCAUAUAUAGCUGCACAACGGCUGCACCCGGAGGGAUCGCGUGGGAUAAUUUCUGCCCAAAGAAGCUUUCCGGGUAAAAUCAAUUGAACAGACCCGACGCAGGGUCCGAGUUACUACCGCAAUGGAGGCUGUGGAUCGGCCAGAAAGCCCUGGACACCCUCCGGCAAAACAAAAUAACGACGCAGACGCACCACAUGAGAGCAAGCAGGCGGAGGAUGCGAACUCCAAGCAGGAAGCUGGCUCUCAAAUUAUCCCAGGACAUGCUGAGCAACCGAAAGCUCACCGUGAUGACACUGAUAAUACCGAUGACGAUGACCACACUGACGAUGAAUCGGAACACAGAGACAAUGAAGAAAGCUGGAAUGCAGAGGACGCAUUCAAGGAUAGGACGCUGAAUCAGAAUGUGGGAGUCAAAUAUUAUGAUUUCCAAGGGUUCACGAACCGUUUGGUGGACGACAACGGAGACUACACUAUUGAAGCUCUGGUCGGUAUGUCGGCAUGGUGGAAGGACAUGGAACGGGAAAAGAAACGACGCUCGGCGAAUAUUGGACCUCCAGCUGAAAUACAUGAGAUGGCAGCGCCAUCAGAAGGAGUCGCCGAAACCUUGCAGCUUCAGCGUGUACGGAUUCGUUCCCCGGAGAUUCUCCGUCGGCUCUCCGAACUUGGAGAGUGGCAUGAAAGUAGCAUGCCCCCUCCAAAAUCAGUCUGUGUGUUCUGCCGGCCGUUUCAUGCCCUGGCCUACUUUCAUGAAGGGAUGAAGCAGAAGCUAGAGCAAUUGGAGUCGGAGCAGAAGGAAUCGCAUGCGACCAACUCUGCCACCAUCGACGAAAUGCGAUGCUAUGUCACCUUUGUGGAGGAGAGGAUUCUGCCGCUGUGGAAAAGAUUCGAGCAAGUGACUAAGAAUACCCCGAACAAAGUUCGCUACGAUGAACUUUCCCUCCUUUUCCGCCCGGGAGACUUGGUGUUUGUGCCAUCGGUGGCUACCAGCACCAAGGCACGCCACCAGUCUGCUAUUCAGAAUGUCUUUCGCCUAGCAUCCCUCCGGCCGGAGGACCACAUGUGGCAAACAGACCCCGGAGGCUGGUUUGUCCCAAACUCUCUAGCGAGAUGGAGUAUCUACUGCUUCGACCACGAUGGAGAGGACCUGCGAGUGAUAUGGCAGUCGCUGGAGAUUCCACAUUUCUCUGGCGAGCAAGAUGUGACUGCCUUGCCAUGUUACCCCCUGCGUUUCCACCCCGACCAUGCAGCAAUCCUUAAGUCCCAGGCUGAGACCGGUAAACUCUUCAAAGAGUUGAUAAAACCGCAGAACAAACAUCAGUACUAUUCCGGGUGGAGCCUGUCAACAGGUAUCUUCAAGGAGAGCAUCGAGACCGAUGAGCCCGAGCAUAUAGAGAGCGAGGUGAUCAUUGACAUCAAAGAGGCUUCGCGACACGUCCCCGAGACCUAUCCCAGUGACACGAAACGAUACGAAGAAACAUUCCACGAUUCCUGGGCCACGGUCGUUGAUGAAAAUGUCCCUUUCCGGCUGUGGGGCAAAGACCAAUACCCCAAGUUUCACGAGAAAACCGAAGAUAUGCUAGCUCGAGAGGACUAUACAUAUGCAAAGGAAGCACAAGCCUACAAGAAGAAGAACCCCUAUAUAGACAACAACGACACCUUCACGAAAGAAACAUGGUCCGAUGAGGAUUAUGCUCUUCUUCCUCGGAGAGUACUUGGAUAUGUUUUACGCGAGAGGAGAUUUACGCGACUGGAUGUUCACAGUUUUGAUUUGCGUCGCGUACUGGACGAGAAGAUUACGCUGGACCAUGUGCAGAUAAAGCCUGGCCACAGAAGAAUCAUCCGAUCAACCGUCUCGUCACACUUUGCUAAAGUCCAGCGAGAGCGCAUUCGGGAUACUAUUCUGUAUACUCCGGAUAUGAUCCGAGGCAAGGGACGAGGACUGGUGAUCCUUCUGCACGGAGCCCCUGGAGUAGGCAAGACAGCAACAGCAGAAGCAGUGGCGCUGGAAUUUGAGAAGCCUCUAUUCCCCAUCACCUGUGGAGAUUUGGGGACCACACCGGAGGCUGUUGAAAAGUCCCUGAAGGAUAUAUUCCGCUAUGCUCAUCUCUGGGAUUGCAUUCUGCUAUUGGAUGAAGCCGACGUCUUCCUCACACAAAGAGAUCGAACUGACGUUGAGCGAAAUGCUUUGGUUUCUGUGUUUCUAAGAGUGCUAGAAUACUACAGUGGCAUUCUCUUCCUUACGACCAACCGAGUGGGCGCUCUGGAUGAAGCCUUCCGUUCACGAGUGCAUCUCAGUCUCUACUACCCUCACCUCAACUGCGACGAUACCAUCUCCAUCCUAUCUAGCAAUCUGGCGCGGCUUCCCCGAACGGACAAAGUUCCCAAAGGAACCACUAUCGGGAAUGGACACAUCCACGUCAUGGACAAGGAAAUCAUCGAAUUCGUCAAAGGCGAAUAUGAGAAAACAUACAGAACCCACCGACGAGGCCCCUGGAACGGUCGACAGAUUCGCAACGCCGUACAAAUAGCAUCUUGCCUCGCCUUCUUUGACCAAAAGGACAAACCCCCCGGCAAUGACCUUCCCGUCGUCCUCACCGCAGAACACUUCCGCACAGUAAACGAUACAAUCGAAGAAUUCGACCGAUACCUCGUCAAGGCCCGACGCGCCGACGAUCGCAAACUAGCCCACAUGGAAGGCAUCCGAUACGAUGCAUACGAGGCCGGCCUCUCACGGGAACCAGCCGCAUACGAUGGCUUCAGCGGCUACGAGUCCGACCACCACCCCGUGGAACGCACCCCCCGCCGCAACAUGGGCGCCCGCACCCCUCAACGCCAGACCCCAUACGCAAACUCCGCAGGUGGACGUGUCACAGCCGGACGAUAUUCCUCCGGCCGAAAACGCGGCGCCAUAUACGAAUCCCAGCAUUAUGCCGAAGAGGACUUCCUCGAGGAUGACACGUACGCCCCGAGUCCCGUCCCCGGACGUAGAUUCGAAGGCGCGGGCGCCUCUGAACCGCCCCGCUCCCGGGCUCAACCGAGACCACUACCCAGACAGGAGGAGAUUUAUGAGGAGGAUAUCUACCCCGAUGUCGAAGAUCAUGCCGAUGGGGACUACCAUCUUGCGAAAGAUCUGGAUGGUCCGCGCUCGACUCCUCGCAAUCUAGGUAGGAGUCCGAGAUAUGUGGGGGAUUACUCCCCUGCGCCGGGCCGUAGGACGAGGGGGGCUUAUAUGGAGGAGGCUGCGGGUACACCGAGGUCUCCUCAUCUGGAGGUGGAAUAGAGUUCGGGAGAUGUUGAUGAGUGAUGGUUGAGCUUAGAUCGAGAUUGUAUACCCUGCGUGCUAGGCUUAGAAGUCUAUAUUCUUGCUCGUGCCUUGACGUCACUUUUGUGAAUUGUAGAGAGGAAUAGCCGUUGAGUUCAACGGUUCCUUUGAAGGGCCGAGUCUCUAGGAGGGAAUAGUAUCAUAGUGAUAGAAUUAUACACUCUAAAUCCUA
Messenger RNA from Aspergillus ibericus CBS 121593, 3709 nucleotides. RefSeq lists its product as uncharacterized. Bases 337 to 3495 code for a protein of 1052 amino acids. The transcript has 2 exons. Lineage: Eukaryota; Fungi; Ascomycota; Eurotiomycetes; Eurotiales; Aspergillaceae. The record is from RefSeq and is a predicted model, not a curated record. Gene Ontology annotation, molecular function: ATP hydrolysis activity; ATP binding.